AUGGCAGAGGGCAGUAAAAAAUGGUUAAACAAGGGGUGAAGUUAUAACACAAAAACGUAAAGCGAUCAUCAUCACCUCGUCCCCUCCGAUCGCAGCCCUAAUUUAGGGUUUUUCCGAUCCCCUGUCUAAUUAAUCACACUAGUGAUUCGAAGCACGUAUGUAUAGCUACACAAUCUACGCAUCUAGGUGAAAUGAUGAAGCGUAAUAUUAUAAUUAUAUGUAUAAUACUAGUGGUGAGUAGUUACAACACCAGACUAGUGAGCGGAUUGGCGACGGCCGAUAGCAGCAAGAAUAACAAGUUCCGGCAACGACUGCCGACCGAUGAUGCGCUUCCUGCUCCCAAUCUAGAUGAGGAUGAGCUGUUGAAUAAGCAAUGUCCUCAGAAUUUGGAGCUGAGAUGGCAGACUGAAGUUAGUUCGAGCAUAUAUGCCACUCCCUUGAUUGCUGAUAUUAACAGUGAUGGAAAGCUUGAGGUUGUAGUCCCCUCUUUUGUACACUACUUGGAAGUCUUGGAAGGGUCUGAUGGAGACAAAUUGCCAGGAUGGCCUGCUUUUCAUCAAUCUACUGUUCAUGCUAGUCCCCUCCUAUAUGAUAUUGAUAAAGACGGCGUGAGAGAAAUAGCUUUGGCCACCUAUAAUGGUGAAGUGCUCUUUUUCAGAGUUUCAGGGUAUCUGAUGUCGGACAAAUUAGUGGUUCCCCGUUUGAAAGUUAAAAGAGACUGGCAUGUCGGUUUAGAUUCCGAUCCGGUGGACCGUUCACAUCCAGAUGUUCAUGAUGACGAACUUAUUCAGGACGCUGUUUUAAACUCAAAACCUUCACCAGCAGCUCACCUGAACAUGGCGAAUGCAUCAAAAAUAGAAAAUCAAGAGACACAGAACAAUAGCCAUACAGAAGCAGAUAUCAAAUUUCCACCAAAUGUAAAUGAUACUAUUCCGGAGGAAAAAACCAGCACUGCAGAUAAUCAAACAGUCUCAGAUACCAAGUUGCAAAAGAUCACGGAUAAUACUACAUCAGAUUCUGGGCCAGAGAGAACCAGCAAUGCAGAAAGUGGAACCCACACUAGUAGACGACUUCUUGAAGAAAAUGGCUCAGACAAUUCAGGGGAGAGUGUUUCUGGAUCUAAAGAUAACAAAGCUGAUGAUGUUCAGGCAACAGUGGAAAAUGAAGCAGGUCUAGAAGCUGAUGCUGAUUCGUCUUUUGAGUUGUUACGAGAUAAUGAUGAGCUGGCUGAUGAGUAUAACUAUGACUAUGAUGAUUAUGUUGAUGAAAACAUGUGGGGAGAUGAGGAGUGGACUGAAGCACAGCAUGAGGCAUUGGAGAAUUAUGUGAAUAUUGAUUCACAUAUAUUAUGCACUCCUGUUAUUGCAGACAUAGAUAAUGAUGGCGUGUCAGAGAUGAUUGUUGCUGUAUCAUAUUUCUUUGAUCAUGAGUAUUAUGAUAACCCUGAGCAUUUAAAGGAACUUGGUGGUAUUGAUAUCGGAAAAUAUGUUGCUGGAGGUAUUGUUGUUUUUAAUCUCGACACGAAGCAAGUUAAAUGGACUUCAAAACUGGAUCUAAGCACGGAUACUGCAAAGUUCCGUGGCUAUAUAUAUUCUUCUCCAACUGUUGUUGAUCUUGAUGGUGAUGGGAAUUUGGACAUCCUUGUUGGAACAUCCUAUGGAUUGUUUUAUGUCCUGGAUCACAAGGGCAAGUUGAGGGAUAAGUUCCCACUUGAAAUGGCUGAAAUUCAGGGAGGGGUUAUAGCGGCUGAUAUCAAUGAUGAUGGGAAGAUUGAAUUAGUGACUACAGACACUCAUGGAAAUGUUGCUGCAUGGACUGCUCAAGGGAAGGAAAUUUGGGAGGCACAUGUGAAAAGCCUAAUUCCACAGGGUCCCACUGUUGGUGAUGUGGAUGGUGAUGGCCAUACUGAUGUCGUAGUUCCAACAAUAUCAGGGAAUAUAUAUGUUCUUAGUGGCAAGGAUGGGUCAGUUGUGCGUCCUUACCCAUAUAGAACUCAUGGCAGAAUUAUGAAUAAAAUCCUCCUUGUUGAUUUGACCAAACGUGGGGAGAAGAAAAAGGGGCUAACUAUUGUCACAACAUCUUUUGACGGUUAUCUGUACCUUAUAGAUGGACAAACAUCGUGCGCUGAUGUUGUGGAUAUUGGCGAAACUUCAUAUAGCAUGGUCUUGGCGGAGAAUGUAGAUGGUGGAGAUGAUCUUGAUCUUAUUGUAACUACCAUGAAUGGUAAUGUCUUCUGUUUCUCAACCCCGGCUCCACAUCAUCCGCUCAAGGGUUGGAGAUCAACUGAUCAAGGAAGAAAUAACGUUGCAAGUCGCUUCGAUCGUGAAGGCAUUUAUUUUACUCCUUCAUCUAGAACCUUCCGUGAUGAAGAAGGCAAGAACUUUUGGGUCGAAAUAGAGAUUGUUGACAGAUAUAGGUUCCCUUCGGGGUCUCAGGCACCAUAUAAUGUGACGACAUCCUUACUGGUCCCUGGUAAUUACCAAGGGGAUAGAACCAUUAAACAAAAUCAGGUAUAUGAGCGUCCUGGAAAGUAUCGCCUUAAGCUUCCAACAGUAAACGUAAGGACCGCAGGGACUGUUCUAGUGGAGAUGGUUGACAAGAAUGGACUACAUUUCUCAGACGAUUUCUCGCUUACAUUCCACAUGCAUUACUACAAACUAUUGAAGUGGCUAGUUGUACUUCCGAUGCUUGGGAUGUUUGGAAUGCUUGUCAUCCUUCGACCACAGGAGGCCAUGCCAUUGCCCUCGUUUUCACGAAAUACUGAUUUGUGAUACAUUGCAACCUUACAAGUUAGCUCUCAAUGGCAACCUAAUGCCAGAAAGAACCAAGGAAUUGGAGCCUAAUGCUUGGGGAUGUAACAAAUCUGUGUAGACCUUAAAGUGUACCAUAUAUGUUUCAGUUGGGUUCACAUUUGAAUUUUGGAGAUGGGUAAGUAACUUUAUCACUAUUUGGAACCCAAAAUACUUAGUUGCUUCACAGACAUAGACGUGCUAGAUGUACAACUUCUUUGAAGCAUUUUUAGAAAGGCUUUUGUAAUUAGACUGUAAAUUGAGAAAUCGGCUCAUCAACGAGGUCAUAGCAUUUAUUUGAUCAA
Molecule: messenger RNA, 3094 nt
Organism: Daucus carota subsp. sativus
Lineage: Eukaryota; Viridiplantae; Streptophyta; Magnoliopsida; Apiales; Apiaceae
Product: protein DEFECTIVE IN EXINE FORMATION 1
Exons: 13
Coding region: 192-2771 (859 amino acids)
Molecular function (GO): protein binding
Source: RefSeq, a predicted model, not a curated record